Molecule: messenger RNA, 3827 nt
Organism: Eptesicus fuscus (big brown bat)
Lineage: Eukaryota; Metazoa; Chordata; Mammalia; Chiroptera; Vespertilionidae
Gene: GNE
Product: glucosamine (UDP-N-acetyl)-2-epimerase/N-acetylmannosamine kinase
Exons: 12
Coding region: 197-2365 (722 amino acids)
Biological process (GO): UDP-N-acetylglucosamine metabolic process
Molecular function (GO): hydrolase activity, hydrolyzing O-glycosyl compounds; N-acylmannosamine kinase activity; UDP-N-acetylglucosamine 2-epimerase activity
Source: RefSeq, a predicted model, not a curated record
GCGUCAGCGACCCGUGGGGCCCCGUGGCGGAAGCCGACGGCGGGCCGUGCACAGCCUGCGGGCGGGCGCUGCCUCUGGCUCUCCGCCUCGAGGCGCGGCGGCGGCGGCGGCGGCGGCGAAGGCGGCGCGGGAGGGAGCCGCGGACCAGCGACUGGAACUCUAUUUUAAGAACCUUUCAAAAAGAAAAAAUCAAGUCAUGGAGAAGAAUGGGAAUAAUCGGAAGCUGCGGGUUUGUGUUGCUACUUGCAACCGUGCUGAUUAUUCUAAACUUGCACCGAUCAUGUUUGGCAUUAAAACGGAACCUGAGUUCUUUGACCUGGACGUCGUGGUGCUUGGCUCUCACCUGAUCGAUGACUAUGGAAAUACGUACCGCAUGAUUGAACAAGAUGACUUUGACAUUAACACCAGGCUACACACGAUUGUUAGAGGGGAAGAUGAGGCAGCUAUGGUUGAGUCAGUAGGCCUGGCCCUAGUGAAGCUACCAGAUGUCCUUAAUCGCCUGAAGCCUGACAUCAUGAUUGUCCAUGGAGACAGGUUUGAUGCCCUGGCACUGGCAACAUCUGCUGCCUUGAUGAACAUCCGAAUCCUUCACAUUGAAGGCGGGGAAGUCAGUGGGACCAUUGACGAUUCCAUUAGACAUGCCAUAACAAAACUGGCUCACUAUCAUGUGUGCUGCACCCGAAGCGCAGAGCAACACCUGAUAUCCAUGUGUGAGGACCAUGACCGCAUCCUGCUGGCAGGCUGUCCUUCCUAUGACAAACUUCUCUGUGCCAAGAACAAAGACUACAUGAGCAUCAUUCGCAUGUGGUUAGGUGAUGAUGUAAAACCUAAAGAUUACAUUGUUGCUCUUCAACACCCAGUGACCACUGACAUUAAGCAUUCCAUUAAAAUGUUUGAGUUAACAUUGGAUGCACUUAUCUCAUUUAACAAGCGGACCCUAGUUCUGUUUCCAAAUAUUGAUGCAGGGAGCAAAGAGAUGGUUCGAGUGAUGCGGAAGAAGGGCAUCGAGCAUCAUCCUAAUUUUCGGGCAGUUAAACAUGUCCCAUUUGAACAGUUUAUACAGUUGGUUGCCCACGCUGGUUGUGUGAUUGGGAAUAGCAGUUGUGGGGUACGAGAGGUUGGAGCUUUUGGAACACCAGUGAUCAAUCUAGGAACACGGCAGAUUGGAAGAGAAACAGGGGAGAAUGUUCUUCAUGUCCGGGAUGCUGAUACCCAAGACAAAAUAUUGCAAGCACUGCACCUUCAGUUUGGUAAACAGUACCCUUGCUCAAAGAUAUAUGGGGAUGGAAAUGCUGUUCCAAGGAUUUUGAAGUUUCUCAAAUCUAUCGAUCUUCAAGAGCCACUACAAAAGAAAUUCUGCUUUCCUCCUGUGAAGGACAAUAUCUCUCAAGACAUUGACCAUAUUCUUGAAACUCUGAGUGCCUUGGCUGUUGAUCUCGGCGGGACAAACCUCCGAGUUGCAAUAGUCAGCAUGAAGGGUGAAAUAGUUAAGAAGUAUACUCAGUUCAAUCCUAAAACCUAUGAAGAGAGGAUUAAUUUAAUCUUACAGAUGUGUGUAGAAGCUGCAGCAGAAGCUGUAAAACUUAACUGCAGAAUUUUGGGCGUAGGUAUUUCCACAGGUGGCCGUGUAAAUCCUCGGGAAGGAGUUGUGCUGCAUUCAACCAAACUGAUCCAAGAAUGGAACUCUGUGGACCUCAGGACUCCCCUGUCUGAUACUUUGCAUCUCCCCGUGUGGGUAGACAAUGAUGGCAACUGUGCCGCCAUGGCGGAAAGGAAAUUUGGUCAAGGAAAGGGCCUGGAAAACUUUGUGACAUUUAUUACAGGCACAGGAAUUGGCGGGGGAAUCAUCCAUCAGCAUGAAUUGAUCCAUGGAAGUUCCUUCUGUGCUGCAGAACUUGGCCACCUUGUUGUGUCUCUAGAUGGGCCUGAUUGUUCCUGUGGAAGCCAUGGGUGCAUUGAAGCAUAUGCCUCUGGAAUGGCCUUACAGAAGGAAGCAAAAAAGCUACAUGAUGAAGACCUGCUCUUGGUGGAAGGGAUGUCAGUGCCAAAAGACGAAGCUGUGGGUGCACUUCAUCUUAUCCAAGCUGCGAAACUUGGCAACGUGAAAGCCCAGAGCAUCUUGAGAACAGCUGGAACGGCUUUGGGUCUUGGGGUUGUGAACAUCCUCCACACUGUGAAUCCUUCCCUUGUGAUCCUCUCUGGAGUCCUAGCCAGUCACUACAUCCACACUGUCAAGGACGUCAUCCGCCAGCAAGCCUUGUCCUCGGUUCAGGAUGUGGAUGUGGUGGUUUCGGAUUUGGUGGAUCCUGCCCUGCUCGGUGCCGCCAGCAUGGUUCUGGACUACACAACACGCAGGAUCUACUAGGCUUCCCAGGAGUGGCCACCGACAGAGACUAUCAGGUUGUCUUUUAGAUGUGCAUUUCUUAAAAAGCAAAUCUGAGAUUUAAAUUUGGUAUUUGGCAGGUGACUUUGCAGAGAAGUUUGUGCUUUCAGUCUCCUCUUCCAAAGUCACCUUUCCCAACCCCCAUUUUUGUAGAUGCUCUUCCUGGGGUCAUUUCAGCUCACACCCGAUAAAUAUCACUCACAGUUUUCUGUGUCAAAAGGAGCUACAAUAGCCUUAGACCUCUGCUUACUAGAUGUACCCUCAGACCGGCAGGUCUUGCUUGGGAAUGUGACUUUGAUACUAGAGUUUGGAUUAUUAAUCCUUCCUCCCUAAACUUAAUGAUUGAAAGGGAUCUAGUCAGCACAGAAAGAAAUCUUACUAUGAAAGGCUUAAGUGAACUUUUUAAAAAAAGUUUUAUUGAGGUGUUUUUAAAGUGCCCAGUUUGAUAAGCUUCAGUAUUAUGUAUGCACCUGUGAAACCAUUACCACAAUCAUGAUACUGGACAUAUUUGUCACCCCCAAAAAUUAUUUGUUACUACUCUCACAGAACCUUGAGCUGCUUAGACCAGGGAUCUAAAUUACAGCGGCCUUAGUGACCUUGUCUUCUUAAGGACAGCUGAGAAACCACUAGGACUUACAGUCUCUGAAGGAGAUUAACCAUCUCUAAAGGAUUGUUGCUACUGACAAGCAGACACCUCUCCCUUCAGUAUCCUUUCAUACUACAUUGAAUAUGGCCCUGGAGUGUCUUAUCAUGGCAGUGUUUGUGUCAGACCUAGAGCCCACGUCUGUGAAUCUGGAUUCCGGCUAAAUAAGAUUCCAUGCUUUCACGAUACAGAGGCCACGGUUCUUGCUGUCAGUUACAUCCUGGAAGAAAAACUAAUAGCCACCACUUAUUAAGUGCCUACUGUAUGCCAGGCUCUGAACUAGGUGUGCCUCAAACACAUUAUUCUAAAUUCUUGCAGCCUGUGACAUAGGUGUUUUAAUUCCCAUUUUAAUAGAACCUCAAAUUGUCUUAAUGUUUAAACAUACCUAAAACUAUGUGGCUAGUGAGUCUUAAGAGACAGGGUUUGAUCCCAGAUCCCCUGUGCUUUUUCUGCUAAGCUAUAUAACCUCUCACAUCAAAAAGCUUUCAAAAUGUGAAUAUAUUCUAAUUUACUGCAGGCUAUCAAAAGCUUUAUUUAAUAAGAAUAUCUCAGUAGUAGUAACUCGAUUUAUUCAUGGCAUUAUGUGUAAGCAGUGAAUUGAAUCAAAUAUUCCUCUGUGCUGUGUACAUUUUAGGAGCACAGUAUUUGGACUAGUGAUAGGUUUCAUGGGUACUUUUAGAUGAGCUAGAAAAGCAUAUACAUAUGUUUUUCAGAUUGUUUUAUUACUUUAGGAGAACUGCAAGGUUUCUAUAAUAUAUUGUUUCAGUAUUAGCAAUAUGAAAUAAAGUGAAGUAAUCCAUA